This is a messenger RNA of Yarrowia lipolytica CLIB122, 669 nucleotides long. NCBI's taxonomy places the organism in Eukaryota, Fungi, Ascomycota, Dipodascomycetes, Dipodascales. The record is from RefSeq and is a predicted model, not a curated record.
AUGCUGGCUCGACUGGUAAACGGACUACGGGCUACCCGCCCUACUGUCGUGUCUCCUUUUGCUGUUCCCACUCUGGGCUCCAUUCGACACAAGCACGAGUAUGCACCUCGAUUCAAGAACCUACGAAAGGCCCAGCGAGGCCGAAUCACUGUCCGAACCGGAGGAUCCACUCGAGGCUCCACGGUCGAGUUUGGCCAGUGGGGCCUGCGUCUUGUUUCUGAGGGUGUGCGGCUGUUUGACAAGCAGCUCAAGGCCGCUGACGGAGCCAUUGCUCAGCUGAUUCGAAAGGCCGCUCCCGGCUCUCAGCUCUACCGACGGUUUCUGCUCUCCACCCCCGUCACUCGAAAGGGUGUCAAUAUCCGAAUGGGUAAGGGUAAGGGAGAUAUCGAGAACAUGGCCACCCGAUGGCCCACUGGAAAGGUGGUAUUUGAGGUUGGAGGCCAGAUGCACGACCAGGUUGUCAAGGAGGCCUUCAAGCGAGCUUCCAGGCGUCUGCCGGGCCGAUGGGAGGUGAUCAAGAAGGGCGAUCUGCCUGUUGUUGGCUCCCAGGAGGUCCCCGAGGCCACCCCCCGAAACUACCUGCAGGAGAUGUCCGAGAACCCCACCAAGCGGUUCCAGGCCCUGGAGGACUCCAAGAAGGAGGAGUUUGUCAAGUACCGACGACGAUAA